Messenger RNA from Talaromyces proteolyticus, 479 nucleotides. RefSeq lists its product as uncharacterized. The transcript has 2 exons. The record is from RefSeq and is a predicted model, not a curated record. Bases 91 to 408 code for a protein of 105 amino acids. NCBI's taxonomy places the organism in Eukaryota, Fungi, Ascomycota, Eurotiomycetes, Eurotiales, Trichocomaceae.
ACUACUUUACUACUUUACUACUCUACUACUUUACUACUUCACCUACUUCACUUACUUCACUACACAAUCAAAAAUCGAUCAAAAUUCAAAAUGUUCGGCCGUCGCUCUCGUCAUACCACCAAAACCACAAAACCCACCCUUAUGACUAGACUUAAGGGCCGCAAUGCCAGAACGAGAACCUACAAGACCGAAGUCACAGAACACGGUGGUCACCAUCACCAUCACCACAAUACUACCACCCGGACCGCACCCGCUUUUCAUCACCGUCGCAGACCUAGCCUCGGAGACAAGGUCUCCGGCGCCAUACUGAGGAUGAAAGGUAGCUUGACACGCAGACCAGGCGAGAAGGCUGCUGGCACACGCCGAAUGCGCGGCACUGAUGGACGUAGAAGUCAUCGUGUCUAUUAAAUGACCAUACUAUAGCUUGAUGAUUAUGGAGGAUGGCUUACGAAUUAUGAAACUGUAUUAUAAUAAUGCUU